Penaeus chinensis is the source of this 3369-nucleotide messenger RNA. RefSeq names its product irregular chiasm C-roughest protein-like. The transcript has 13 exons. Gene Ontology annotation, cellular component: cell-cell junction. NCBI's taxonomy places the organism in Eukaryota, Metazoa, Arthropoda, Malacostraca, Decapoda, Penaeidae. Gene Ontology annotation, molecular function: cell adhesion molecule binding. Bases 408 to 2852 code for a protein of 814 amino acids. The record is from RefSeq and is a predicted model, not a curated record. Gene Ontology annotation, biological process: cell-cell adhesion.
CAUCCCGGCAGGUCAGUUCGGGUCGGGAAGAAGGCGAGGAGACAAUCACUGGCUUUUGUUUAUACGUUGCAAUUUUAUUUUAUGGGGUAGAAGUGAUUUUUGCAUAUGCAACGAUUCAGAAUAUAUUGAAAGUUUUCCAAGACUGAAGUUUUUGGUUUGGAGUUUUAUAAAAAUAUUUCGCAUCACUAGACUUCGAGGUAAAUUUACGAAGAGAAAGGAAAAAAUACCCCUCCGUCUGUUACAAAGUGUGUUUUGUGAAAUUAAUCUUUUGGAAACCCCUUGGGCGCCUCUACGUAAUCGACAGGCUGACGAAUCGCCAAGUGAACGAGCUGCAAGUCAGUACAAGAAAAUAAGAUGUAUUCCGGAGCAACGAAGUCAUCCCUAAAAUAAGCAACCAUUUUCUAUGAAUGCGUCGUAAACCUCCGUUUUCUAUGAUGAACAUGGUUGCGGACAAAAAGUCGACCAGUUGGAAAACAGUCGGCCUCCUGCUGUUUUUCCCCUUACUCCUCAAGGCCGUCCACGGAGAGCAGUCUUUCGAGGAGGAACCGCAAGACACAACGGCGAAACAUGGCGAGGCGGUGACGUUGCCGUGCAAGAUAAAGGACAGGCGGGGUGUUGUACAGUGGACCAAGGAUGGCUUCGGGCUCGGGACAGACACGGAUCUGCAUGGCUUCAGCAGAUACAAGAUGAUUGUCAAUGAUGAAGAAGGAGUCUACAACCUGUACAUCCGGCCCGUCUUGGUCGAGGACGAUGCCGAAUACCAGUGCCAGGUGGGCGGGGCCGACGGAGAGCGCCAUCUGAAGUCCACGAAUGCCAAGUUAACGGUGCAUUUCCCUCCUAAGGACGCGGACGAUAAGGUGUACUUAGAUAAAUCAUCGCCGAUGUACACGACAGCUGGAGUUCCUGUGCGAAUCACGUGUGAAGCUGGCUUGAGCACACCGGCGGCUGAGAUCAAGUGGCUAAUGAACGACAAGGAAGACUUCCCACGAAACAGCAUUAACACAACGAAGCAGCGGCAGGCGGACAGCAUCCUGGUCGGUGUCAGGAGCCACCUCGACCUGACACCGGAGAGGAAACACCACGAGGCUAACUUCACGUGUCAGGUGUCACAUCCAGCGCUCGAGGAACCGAUUCUCCGCACCCUGACGAUGAUGGUGAAGUACCCGCCGACGGUGAAGAUCGACGUCGACAGCGUCAAGAUUAAGGAGGGGGACGAUGUGAAGUUUACCUGCGCCGCCGAGGGCAACCCGUCCGUCCUCCGUUACCGCUGGGAGGUCGAGGAGCUGAACGUCGUCGGGGACCACACGACGGAGUACAACAUCAAGGACAUCUCACGAGAGAGGAACGGGGCCACCGUCGCCUGCAUCGUGUCCAACUCCAUCGGCACCUCGAAGGACUCCAAGAAGAUCAGCGUCGAAUACGCCCCGCGGUUCACGACGGAGCCGACCGACGUCGACGCUGACGAAGGGGAGCAAGUGACCCUCGCGUGCGACGUGGACGGCAACCCUCCGCCGGAGAUUGUGUGGCUUCACGAGACUCAAAACAAGGUCAUAAAAAUCGGCGCCAAAUUGGAGCUGACCGUCAAGCGAGAGACCGUGGGAACGUACCAUUGCAGAGCCGCUGUUGCAGGUUUUCCCGAGGAAUCAAGGUCAAUGCAGGUGUUCAUGCGCGGAGCACCGAAGGUCAGUCCUCAAGUCGAACAGUUUGGCUUGGAAGGAGACACAAUACAAGUUGAAUGCUUGAUCAAGUCUGUCCCAAAGCCCAGCGAGGUGGUUUGGACGAGGAACGCCCAUACUAUAGACCCAAACAUGUCACGUUUUAACAUUCUGCAAGAGAGCAUACCGGGAGGAGUGAAAAACACACUCAUUAUUCACGACACGACGCCAGAGGAUUUUGGAUUCUACAACUGCACCGCUAAGAAUGGCUACGGGUCACACAUGGCGGAAAUACAGCUCAAAAGACAACAGAGCCUCCCCCUCGUGACGACCCUCGUGGCUAUCAUCGGCGGCAUCCUGUUCCUCGUGGUCGUCAUCAUCGUCAUCGUCCUCUUCAAGAAGAAGGGCAAGGGAUACAAAGAUUCCGGCCUGGAGAAGCACAGCAUGAGGUCCAGCGACCGCUCCUCCACCCACGACUCGGUGCUGAAGGUCGAGACGCGCACCGCCACCGGGUCCGACCUGUCGCCCUCCGAGGAUGACGACUACAGCUCUCACGACGACUGGGACCCGGAGGCCUCCGCCGCCGCCAACGCUCGCCGCCACGACCACUUCCGCUACUCGGCCGGCGACUACGGCGAACCCAUCUUCUCCCCCAAGAUGGGAAAUCACACCAUCAGUGACCGCGUUUUCCCAAUGCCGACUAACCCUCUGACCCCGCCCCCCCUCCAGCCGGACGGCCCCAACAACAACAGCGGGGGCUACGUGCAGUACGUCGACUACUCGAGGGACUACAACCCGCCGCCGCCCGUCAGCUACAGCCGCAACUCAAUGUACGCGAGCGGAGGGGGGGCGCCUCUCAACAACGUGGACCCCCGCUACUCCGCCGCCUACGGGAACCCCUACCUGCGCGUCCCCGCCAGCUCCCGGGCGGCCCACGGCGUCUACGGAACGACCGGCGGCGCUGGCGGGGCCCCUGCCGUGCCCCCGCCGCCGGCAGCGUCGUUGGGGGGCACGACGGAGAAUCUGUACAACGGAAACGCCGCCAUUCUCAAUAAUAACCUCAACAACAACAAUAACAACGCGAAUUACGGCCAGAUAAGCCGGCCGAAUAUCCGGGCGAGCGGGACCAUGAACAAUCAGUACAUCAUGGUGCCGCAGGGCGAGAUGAGGCACGGGGUACACGGGACGCACAUAUGAGGCGGCACCGCGGCUCCUGGCACUCGAGAGCCACAGGAAACAAAGACUCGACGCUUCAUAAUUGGAGCGAGAGAAAGAAAGAAAGAAAAAAUACAGAUAAAAAAAACUCAGCACAACGCGUGUUUUGUUCAGUGUGGAAAAAAGAGAGACUAUGUAUGUAUAUUUUUUCAACUGAACGUAUCUUCUCGCAGUGAAUUGCAGUGUUUUCCACAGUUUUUUUUCUUGGUGUUAUUUAGCAAAAAAAACCUUCGGUACAGUUUGAUUUCGUGAUGGCUGGGAGACCGCAGUGGGCGUCCACCACCCAUUUCGUGCCGACGGCGAUGUGUUACCAAAGUUUAUGCGAACCAAAGAUUAUUGGCUUGAGGAUUUGUCGGGAGAGACGGAUGAAGGAAAGAGGCCUUAGAUGUUAGGCUGGUUGGAGAGAAAGAGAGAGAGAGAGAGAGAGAGAGAGAGAGAGAGAGAGAGAGAGAGAGACAGACAGAGAGAGAGAGAGAGAGAGAGAGAGAGAGAGAGAAAG